CUCUCUCUCUCUCUCUCUCUCUCUCUCUCUCUCUCUCUCUCUCUCUCUCUCUCUCUCUCUCUGAAAAGUCCCGGGAUGAUGAUGGAGCUGGAGCAGGAGGAAGGUCUCGGGAAGGAACCCAAGCGGACUGAGAUGAAGGUGAUGGAGUCGUAGCUACGGCUAUCCUUCUGCCCCGCCCCAUUUUUUCCAUCCCAUCAUGGUGUACGGGGAGAUCCUGCACCGCCGCGGCCCGGACGAGAAUUUCCUCAACCUGAAUGUGGGCGGCUUCAAGCAGAAAGUGUCUCGCUUGGUCCUCCAGCGCUUCCCACACACCCGUCUCGCCCUCCUGCUCCUCUGCAGCUCCGAGGCGGCCAUACUGGAGCUGUGCGACGACUACAGCGCGACGGAGCACGAGUUCUACUUCGACCGCAACCCGCGAUUCUUCCCCUAUGUGCUGAACUUUUACCACACAGGUAAAAUCCACCUGAUGGAGGAGCUGUGUGUGUUCAGCUUCAGCCAGGAGCUCGAAUACUGGGGGAUCAAGGAGCUUCAUCUGGACUCCUGCUGCAGCAACAAGUUCCACGAGCAGAAAGAAGGUGAAAAGGAGCAUGACUGGGACCGGAACGAGGAAGAUCCGCUUCAGGACAGCUUUGAUUCCUCCAUGGAAGAGCUCUCUGAGCUGGAGAAGGACGUGGAGAAGUUUGAAGGCACCUGGUGCUCUGAGAAACGUAAGCAGCUGUGGCUGAGGCUGGAGAACCCGGGACAUUCUCUCACGGCUAAGAUGCUAGCGGUGGUUUCUCUGAGCGUGGUUCUGAUCAGCAUCGUGGCCAUGUGUGUUCACAGCAUGCCCGAGUUCCAACAGGUGGAUGCUAACGAGCGGGCAGUGGAGGACCCAGUUCUAGCCGCCUUCGAGACCUUUUGCGUGCUCUGGUUCACCUUCGAGUUUGUGGUGCGCUUAGCAGUGGCGCCGUGUCUCCGUAAAUUCAUUAGCAAUGCUCUGAACAUCAUCGACUUUGUCUCCGUGGUACCGUUUUAUGCCACACUAGCAUUGGAAAAAGCAGAUGCUGAGGAAAGUGAGGAGCUGGAGAACGUAGGGAAGGUGGUGCAGAUUCUGAGGCUCAUGCGUGUCUUCAGGAUACUGAAGUUAGCACGCCACUCGGUGGGACUCCGGUCUCUCGGCGCGACUUUGCGUCACAGCUACCACGAGGUGGGGCUGCUCGUCCUCUUCCUCUCUGUCGGGAUCUCCAUCUUCUCCGUGCUGGUCUACUUCGCCGAGAGGGAGGAGCACGAGUCGGAGCUCCAGACAAUUCCCAUCGGAUGGUGGUGGGCCACGAUUAGCAUGACCACGGUGGGAUAUGGAGACACCUACCCCGUCACGCUGCCUGGAAAGCUCAUCGGGACACUGUGCAUUGUCUGUGGCCUCCUGGUGGUGGCGCUGCCCGUCACCGUCAUCUUCAACAAGUUCUCCAAGUAUUAUGAGAGACAGAAAGCUCUGGUGGAGGCGGAUCAGUAUGGAAGCAACUUAAAAGUUCCCAUUCCGGGGAUUCCUAUUUUCAGCAUGAACGAUCUUUAUGCUAAUGGUAACGCUAUUAACUCCAUCCUGGACAGUUUGUCCACCAGAAGCAGCACAGGAAGUGACAGAGAUGAUAAGGACAAUCAGGACAGUGAGGCUGAAUCUCCUGCUGCUUCAUGACUGUCCUUUUUUUUAUGAAUUCUUAGUGGUUAGAAAUGAGAAGCAACAUGCUAGUUAUCAUUAUUACCCUGCGUUCACACUAGCCACAGAUGUUUCCUACAAAACAGUGAAAUGCUAAUUGUUCCUGAGUCAACUAACUUUAUUUAUUCAGCAUUAAGUCAACCCCUUUGCAGCAGAACUAAUCUCUGAGUAAAUGUGGGCGGAGCUAGCGUAAAAUACUGGGAAUUUAACAGCACAAAUAAUACAUUAGCAAAAUUAGUCAAGCUAGCAUUAGCUAUCAGUGACAUUAAGGUUACACAAAUAUAUUGUGACUCUACAACCAGCUUCUCCGACACACGUACAUUCUAGCUAGCGUCUUCACCCUGCGAGAUUACGUUCUACAGCUACAACAUUUAACCAUUUUGGCUCCAAAUCCAAGCUAAAAAAAUAUCAAAGCUUAGUUAGCUGUCUUCACUGAGGCUAAAUAAAAAGCGUCAAAAUGUGCCUUGUGUUUAUCGGAAAUGUUUUCCAGGCAUAUAGCUUAAUAAAAUCAGGAGAUUUAUGGACUGCUAUGACAUGUAGCCUGUCAGUGAACCCAGGACCUUAGCCAGCACGCUAGUUCAUUUCAUGAUAAACAUUAUGUUGACAAAUGUAGAAGCUGUGUCCCAAAUCACAUACUUCCUCACUGUUACACUCUGGUGAAUAAAAAAAGUGAGACACUCACGGAUUUGCAUACGUACAGGAAGAUGGGCGGAGCUACCAGACAUUUUCUAGAUAGCUGACAUCACUCUGGUGAUUGAGAAGUCUUAGAAACGUCUCUGUCUUUUGUGUUUGACGUCGUUUUACCAUCGACUGGGAAAUAGCUUCGUUGAAACCGCCAGUGUUCCGUUUGAGACGAUUUGACGCUGCUAUUGUUUUUAUGCUGGAUGCUAGGGUACAUGUAGUGCACAGUAUUAGUGUGCAGUGCCUCAUUUGGGAUGCAGCUUUAGCUUGUUAGCUCAUCUCCUGCUUACCAGUUGUGAAGAAUACCUAUCUGAGUCCAGGGUGAACUGAAACAUUAUCAUCUCCUCCAUGUCGAGUCUUCCAGAAUCAUGUGACUCCACCCCUUCUCUCGAGGCAAGUCUCCAUUCCCAGGGCAAUGAGUUCCUGGAGAUCUGAACUCGUUGCCUGAUAUAUUUUUAGAAGAUCCAGAAGGUCAGAAAGCCAGACAUGUCCACCAGAGCAACCGGGCACCACUUCAGAGGCUUGUGAUGUGAACGCAGGGUUUUACACACACUGGAUUGUCACACAUGCACACACACACACCACACACCACACACACUCACACUCUGUAGUGAGGGAACGUGUGGUGAAACAUUUAUAUUUUCUGCUUUAGUUCUCAGGGCGAGAAAGUUGUCUUCCUGUCUGUCAGCAUGACGUCCGAUCUGUCUGAUUCGAACGUUUCCUGAUGUUCUCAUCCUUCCAGACGUGUGGAAACAGAAACAUACAAACUCUCCUGGUUGGAAGUCUGGAUGGAACGAUUGAGUGAGUGCAUGCGUAUUCCAGACGAUGAGGAGAACGAGGUGAUGGAUUCACGGGUUUGAUGGAAGCAAAAAAAAGCUGCUUAAAUCAUGACCUUGACCUUUGAACUUUUCCGUCUAUGCAAAAACCAGUGGAGUACAAAUGAACCUCUGAUAUGUGCUGAUAUAAUACGAGUCCAGGACAAC
Molecule: messenger RNA, 3357 nt
Organism: Hemibagrus wyckioides
Lineage: Eukaryota; Metazoa; Chordata; Actinopteri; Siluriformes; Bagridae
Gene: kcns3a
Product: potassium voltage-gated channel, delayed-rectifier, subfamily S, member 3a
Exons: 2
Coding region: 197-1672 (491 amino acids)
Biological process (GO): potassium ion transmembrane transport; protein homooligomerization
Cellular component (GO): membrane; voltage-gated potassium channel complex
Molecular function (GO): voltage-gated potassium channel activity; protein binding
Source: RefSeq, a predicted model, not a curated record